Molecule: messenger RNA, 2895 nt
Organism: Leishmania braziliensis MHOM/BR/75/M2904
Lineage: Eukaryota; Euglenozoa; Kinetoplastea; Trypanosomatida; Trypanosomatidae
Exons: 1
Coding region: 1-2895 (964 amino acids)
Source: RefSeq, a predicted model, not a curated record
AUGAGUGGUGCGAAGACGAAGCCACCGCGUCGUGAGCCGUACAGGCCGACGUCGAGCUUCACCCCGUCAGCGGCCUCUCAGGCGGCGCCGGUUGAAAGCGAUGGAAUUGACUCGUCGGGUAGCCCUGCGCUGCCGCCGCUACCGCUCGACCCGCAGCACCGCGACUUGACGGGAGGGAACUCGCUGAGUCACACGACAGCCGCCGCCUCGCACGCACCCGGCAGUGCCGUCGGCCGGCCAUCGUCCGAGCUACUACAGAACUCGACGAACAUCGUUGGUAAGCAGAGCCGGUCGAGCUCACCCGACCUUGGCGGACCAUCGCAGUACGCGAUACCGCAGCAGCAGGCAGGAGCCGCGGCAAUCUCAGCGUUCGCGACCGUGUCGGCGCCUCUCCCUUCCAGUGUCAGCGACGGCAGUGUCUCUGAUACAAGCCAGGCGCGCCCCACCCCGACGGGGCCCGAGAGUCGGACCACAACAACCCUUUUCCCUCCUCCCACCAUCCUCGACAUCACCGAAAAAGGCUCACGCAGCGGUCAGGGCCCAGUGACGACAGCUACUGAAGCUCCAACAGUCCCCACAGUGGCGGGGGUGGAGCCCGGUCGCCCGUACGUGUACGACCUCAGCAUCAACUCCACCGAAGCCCUUCAAGCUGCCGCCGUCCUCCCGUACUGGACCUCGAGCCUUCACAACAUGCUUGCAUCCUCGCUGCCCACCGCGGCGUCAGCAGCGGUGACGCACGUCGCUACCCACAGCAACAGCGUCAGCACAAGCGCUGGCAGCGGCGUGUGUGAGCCAUAUUUUGCAUCGCGCGCCUCUACUACGCAACGGACAAUACAACACGCCCUCGUGCAUGUCCUGCAGCGAGAGCGAGUGCGAUCGUUCAUCACCCGCGCCUUGCAUCGGUGGCUCCUACACUGCAUACUCCGGCUGCGCGAACGCCAAUACGAUGGUAGAGAAGCCGCGGCUGGAAUGGCGGAGCGAGAAGUGCUCUCACGGACGUCUAGCGCCGACCAACGACGUCAAGAAGAGCAGCCAACUCCGGUGGCAGCGACGAGGUGUGCUCUCUACAGGUGCCAUCACCCCCUCACCGCCGACACAUCCCGCUUCUCCUCCGCUCAGACAUGGGAGUCACCGGCAGCCCUAGCAGGAGUGCUGGACGCCACUGCUAAGCCAACAGGGAGAACCACCGCGCCGACCCCUCUGCCGGCGUGGAUUCCGGUCGGUGGCGUCAGCCGAGCGGCACGCUGCCGCGUCACCCCCAUUGACGAGGGCGAUGUCGACGACGAGGAUGGACUGCACAACGUGGACGACGACGCAGAGGUGCCACAACACACGGAGCUGCUGCAGCGUCAAGAGCAACAGCAUCGCCGCGGCCACCAUUGCUCUGGCGAUAGCUCAAGUUUGUCGGACGCGGCCGCCUACGUGGACAGCACUUACGCCCGUACCGGCCGCGUCGCGGUGCAGGGGCGGCGGCUGUCGCCACACCCGGCGAACCCACAGCACCGCAACCGCGUUGCCCCCCUCAUUGGGGCCCCAUCCAGGGCCACCAGCAUUGCCCGCUCGCUCUCAGGCGCGAGCAAUACGUCGCUCAGUUGGUCAUUCCAGGCACUGUUGCAGCCGCAGCGCCAUGACGAGCUGCUCGGCACCUCCCUUCCCACAACGCCAACGACGGUGUCCGUGCCAGAGGUCAGCACCUUGGACGCCGCCGGGGCCGCGGCAGGCAGCGCGGGCGUCAUGAGACCCACCGCGACUGUAGCAGGAGGAGCGCCGGCAGCCGGCGCUCCUCCUGCAACAGUACGACGGAAAAGCGUCGUGCGGCAUCUUCUUUCCACCAAGUCGCCACUGAAUAGGUCGCCACACCAGAGCUCCCUCAACAUUCUUUCCAGUGGUGGGGGUAGUGCAACGCCGAGCUUCGAUUGGCCGCACUCACACUCGCCGUCGGACAUGGAAACGACCAUCACGCGAGAGGGCCACCCUUUGCGCUUACACCGCACACGCAACAGCAUGGGUGGCGGAGCAGGGCUCAUCGCGAGUGACUCGGAGGAGCGUAGCCGCUCCUUACCCAUCUACACGCUACAGGGACGUCAGAGUAGAGGAUCCAGGGGCCCCAGCAGUGCUUGGGGGAUACUGAGAGACUGCGACUCGACGCUCAGUGAUAGCACGACGCCGAUGCUGGCGACCACACUUACGACAGUGCCGCAGUUGCUGGCGAACGAAACGGAGGAACGGCUGGCAAUGCAGGCACGUGAGGAGCAACGGCGCCUCCGCCUCCAGCGCGCCAUGUCUGCAGUCACGGAUCACCUCAUGAUGGCAGCACUGAACCAUCGAUCGAGUGAGCGUGGCUUGCAUCCCUCGCUGCGUACCUCGGCGGCAGCAUCGCCGCUGCCUGAAGAUAGCGACGACAGCAGUGGUGGCAGCUGCGCCCGCCGUUUGCAUCAUCGCAAUGACGACACUCGUGAGGUGAACCUCCUGCAUACCUACGCUGUGAAGGCGCACUACGGAGGCGCUGCGUGGGAUCGAGAGGCGGUCAUCGGAUCAUCAACAUCAACGCGGCUGCGACUGGAUUACGACAGUGAUAGGGUGGAUACGCCGCGGCAUCUGCAGCGAAGUGGGUGCGCAGAGGAAGACGGCCAUCUGAGCGACGUGACCGACGAGCAUGUCAAGCAGAGCUUGAGCUGCGACGAUGAGGCUAUUGACAUGGCGACUGCUCUUAGCGAGCGCUCGAUGCAAGCCUUGGCGUCCACAAGCCAGUGGGGCGCCCACGUGCUUGGCCCAGUGACGAUCAUGACAAGCGCUCAAGAGAACGUGGACCAAGUGACGAACAUCACGGCGGCGCCGCGAGUGCCGUCACCCGCGCUGCAGCGCGGAGCUUAUCAUCACAGCGGGGGAUGGUAA